UCACUUUUUCACAUUUUUAAAUUUCCCACCGUUCCGUCCCCCAUACGUCCUGACGUCGCAGGGAACCUAGAAGAUAGAUGCCGGCAUCGGGCAGAAGCCAUUGCCGGGGACACUGCAGGAGGGACAUCGUGAGAGCGCAGGACAAGAUAAGUGAAGAAGAGAUCCCGGAGCAGCACUGCAGGGUAUUCCCGAGUGUAGCUGGGGGUUACCGCUUGUGUUGCUGAAACUUUACCCCGAGCUACACUCGGGAAUACCUCCUGGGAGGAAAAGCUCUACCACUGGAAGCGAGUUCCCACAAUAU
This is a messenger RNA of Staurois parvus, 301 nucleotides long. The record is from the annotation of a GenBank genome assembly. NCBI's taxonomy places the organism in Eukaryota, Metazoa, Chordata, Amphibia, Anura, Ranidae.